Oncorhynchus keta (chum salmon) is the source of this 990-nucleotide messenger RNA. RefSeq lists its product as uncharacterized. NCBI's taxonomy places the organism in Eukaryota, Metazoa, Chordata, Actinopteri, Salmoniformes, Salmonidae. Bases 209 to 853 code for a protein of 214 amino acids. The record is from RefSeq and is a predicted model, not a curated record. Gene Ontology annotation, cellular component: membrane. The transcript has 7 exons.
UAUGCCUCAGGUGAACUUUGACCGUGUCAGUCUGGGGUGGUGAGGGCGGAAGAGUGAGACGCUGUGAAUGACUGACCAACACAAAGCCUUUAUGAUUUCAGGUCCCUCUCUUUUUCCCCUCUAUGAGGUUUAGAAGGCUGAUUCUAUUCUUUGUGGAUAUGAAAGUUGUUCAUGAGGAAGCCAGGCUGUGGACCCACUGCAGCUGAAGAUGACUCAGAACAUGUUCCAAGAGGGGCUGUACCAUGUAUUUUUUAAGGACCGCACCUCGGGCCACCCACUCACUGUAACCACCAAUCAGGAAGAAUUUAAAGAUGUGCGGAUUGGACGCUGGUUUGGGACAGUCGUUAACACCCGCCUCCUUGUCACUGGGGUUUUGCAGGUCUUUGGUGCCCUGGCCUCCAUUCUAACCACAGUAACCUAUGCCUGCGUGAGCUUCAACUGUUCCGUCUCCUUGACUACACCAGUCUGGUCCGGCCUGUUUUAUCUGGCCACUGGAGGGCUGGCAAUGGAAGUUCAGAGGAAACCCAACAAACUCAAUGUGACCACACUGAUAGGCCUGAACAUCUUCAGCCUACUGCUGGGGUGCUGUGCUCUGCUGGCCUACAGCCUCAUCACUUCACAGGCUAAAGCACUCUACACAGACCAACAGCGUGCGGGUGUGUACAUAGCGAAGGGCAGCUCUAUCAUGUUCACAGUACAGUGUCUGCUGGCCUCUGUCUACACUCUCUUCCUGUCCUGGCGAGGUCUACGACGGUACAGCGGCCCCCACACUCAGACCUACAAUCGUCUAGCACAGGGCCCAGAUGAGGACACUAAUGAGCCCCUAAUGGAAACAGGAGAAUUCAGCCUUUAAACCAGCAGACCUAUGCGUGUGUGAAAAACUAUCUUAAGAUAUUCAUUUGAUGAGGAUGUCUAAGAAUAUGCACAAUGACGUAACAUUCUAACAUUGUAUUUUCUUCCUAUGACAUUAAAUAGAACAUUGACAAUCAA